GUUGAGCUAGAGGCGCGGGGGCGUAGUAGGGAAACUGGAAUUUCCCGCGGAGCUGACGGCGCUUUCUCUCCCCCCCUACUCGUUUGAAUUCCACGCGCUCCAAAAUAUCCGCCAUGGAGAAAUCUUGGCCAGGAUGUCCGUUCUAGGCCCAUUGGUGCUGUCCUGCUGAAGGUUGGGUCAGAUGUCUGUAGGAGUCGUGGCAAGGGAGGGUGUGACUCGGGCCUGAGCCUCGCCCAUCAUCGCCAUGAACUUUGAGGGUCUGGAUCCUGGCCUGGCCGACUUUUCCCCUGCUAUGCAUUCCACCCUGGAUCCAGUCUUGGAUGCCCACCUGAACCCAAGUCUGCUACAGAAUGUGGAGUUGGACCCAGAGGGGGUGGCCUUGGAGGCGCUUCCCGUCCAGGAAUCCGUGCACAUCAUGGAAGGUGUCUACUCUGAAUUGCACAGCGUGGUGGCUGAAGUGGGAGUCCCCGUGUCCGUCUCCCACUUUGACUUACAUGAGGAGAUGCUAUGGGUGGGGAGCCAUGGGGGCCAUGCCACUUCCUUUUUCGGUCCAGCCUUGGAGCGCUACUCAUCCUUCCAGGUCAAUGGCAGCGAUGACAUUCGGCAGAUCCAGAGCCUGGAGAAUGGGAUCCUUUUCCUCACCAAGAACAACCUCAAGUACAUGGCCCGUGGGGGACUCAUCAUAUUUGACUAUUUGCUGGAUGAGUGCGAGGACAUGCACAGUCUCCUGCUCACUGACAGCAGCACUCUGCUCAUCGGCGGGCUGCAGAACCACGUGCUGGAGAUUGACCUGAACAGUGUCCAGGAGACUCAAAAGUAUGCAGUGGAGACACCCGGAGUCACCAUCAUGAGACAGACAAAUCGCUUCUUCUUCUGUGGCCAUACAUCUGGCAAGGUUUCCCUGCGAGACCUCCGCAGUUUUAAAGUGGAGCAUGAAUUUGAUGCCUUCUCAGGGAGUCUGUCAGAUUUUGAUGUUCAUGGCAACCUGCUGGCUGCCUGUGGCUUCUCUAGCCGCCUCACCGGCCUGGCGUGUGACCGUUUCCUCAAGGUGUAUGACUUACGCAUGAUGCGUGCCAUCACACCGCUUCAAGUCCACGUGGACCCUGCCUUCCUGCGCUUCAUCCCUACGUACACCUCCCGCCUUGCUAUCAUCUCCCAAUCAGGUCAGUGCCAGUUUUGUGAGCCCACAGGCCUGGCCAACCCAGCCGACAUCUUUCAUGUGAGUGCCGUGGGCCCUCUGCUGAUGACUUUUGAUGUGUCAGCCAGCAAGCAGGCUCUGGCCUUUGGGGAUUCUGAGGGCUGUGUGCAUCUCUGGACGGAUUCCCCUGAGCCAUCCUUCAACCCCUAUUCCCGUGAGACUGAAUUUGCUUUGCCCUGUCUUGUGGACACAUUGCCGCCUCUGGACUGGAGCCAGGACCUGCUGCCUCUCUCCCUUAUUCCUGUUCCUCUCACCACUGACACGCUGCUCUCUGACUGGCCUGCUGCCAACUCCGCUCCUGCUCCCAGGCGAGCACCACCUGUGGAUGCAGAGAUUCUUCGAACCAUGAAGAAAGUGGGCUUCAUUGGCUACGCGCCCAACCCUCGCACCAGGCUGCGCAAUCAGAUUCCCUAUCGACUAAAGGAGUCGGACAGUGAAUUUGACAACUUCAGCCAAGUCACGGAGUCCCCGAUAGGGCGAGAAGAAGAGCCGCAUCUGCACAUGGUUUCUAAGAAGUACCGAAAGGUAACCAUCAAAUAUUCCAAGCUAGGGCUGGAAGACUUUGACUUCAAGCACUACAAUAAGACACUGUUUGCUGGAUUAGAGCCCCAUAUCCCCAAUGCCUACUGUAACUGCAUGAUCCAGGUGCUCUACUUCUUGGAGCCUGUUCGCUGUCUAAUCCAGAACCACCUGUGCCAGAAGGAGUUCUGCCUGGCAUGUGAGCUUGGCUUCCUUUUCCAUAUGCUGGAGCUUUCUCGUGGCGAUCCUUGUCAGGGCAGUAAUUUUCUUCGAGCAUUCCGCACGAUUCCUGAGGCCUCAGCACUGGGUCUCAUCCUGGCUGAUUCGGAUGAGGCUUCAGGCAAGGGCAGCCUGGCCAGGCUUAUCCAGAGGUGGAACCGCUUCAUUCUCACUCAGCUGCACCAGGAUAUGCAGGAGCUAGAAGUCCCCCAGGCUUAUCGAGGCGCUGGAGGAAGCAGUUUCUGUUCGUCAGGGGACUCUGUCAUCGGGCAGCUGUUCAGCUGUGAGAUGGAGAACUGUAGCCUCUGCCGCUGUGGCAGUGAGACUGUGCGAGCCUCCUCCACUCUGCUCUUCACACUCUCCUACCCUGAGGAUAAAGCCGGGAAGAACUAUGACUUUGCUCACAUCCUGAAGCGAAGUAUCUGCCUGGAGCAGAACACGCAGGCCUGGUGUGACAGCUGUGAGAAGUACCAGCCCACAAUUCAGACCCGCAACAUCCGACAUCUGCCAGACAUUCUUGUCAUUAACUGUGAAGUGAAUAGCUCAAAAGAGGCUGAUUUCUGGAGAUCACAAGCUGAGGUUGCCUUCAAAAUAGCGGUGAAGAAAUACAGUGGGGAUAUUAAGAACAAGGAGUUUACCUUGGCUGACCGGAAGGAACCGAGGAGUCCAGAGGGCUUGCUCUGUUCCUCCAUUGAGGAGCUGAAGAAUGUCUGGCUUCCGUUUUCCAUUCGCAUGCAGAUGACCAAGAACAAAGGGCUGGAAGUUUACAAUUGGACUGAUGGGAAUGAGAUGCAGUGGGGUCCAGCCAGGGCAGAGGAGGAGCAUGGUGUCUAUGUGUAUGACCUGAUGGCUACUGUGGUACACAUCCUGGACUCACGAACAGGAGGCAGCUUGGUGGCUCACAUCAAAGUAGGCGAGACCUACCACCAGCGCAAGGAGGGUGUGACUCACCAGCAGUGGUAUCUUUUCAAUGACUUUCUUAUUGAACCUAUUGAUAAGUAUGAAGCUGUGCAGUUUGACAUGAAUUGGAAAGUACCUGCUAUCCUGUAUUACGUCAAAAGGAAUCUCAAUUCCAGAUACAACCUGAACAUCAAGAACCCUAUUGAGGCUAGUGUGCUGCUGGCAGAAGCCUCGUUGGCACGGAAGCAGCGGAAAACACAUACUACCUUUAUUCCACUGAUGCUGAAUGAGAUGCCACAGGUUGGGGACCUGGUGGGCCUUGAUGCCGAGUUUGUCACUCUUAAUGAGGAAGAAGCAGAGUUACGUAGUGAUGGUACCAAGUCUACCAUUAAACCAAGCCAGAUGUCAGUAGCAAGGAUCACCUGUGUUCGGGGCCAAGGGCCUAAUGAGGGUAUCCCCUUCAUUGAUGACUACAUCUCUACCCAGGAGCAGGUAGUAGAUUACUUGACUCAGUACUCGGGGAUAAAGCCAGGCGACCUUGAUGCAAAAAUUUCCUCCAAGCACCUCACUACUCUCAAGUCUACCUACUUAAAGCUUCGUUUUCUCAUUGAUAUUGGAGUCAAGUUUGUGGGUCAUGGUCUGCAGAAGGACUUCCGGGUCAUCAACCUCAUGGUGCCCAAGGACCAAGUUCUUGACACAGUCUACCUGUUCCACAUGCCCCGAAAGCGAAUGAUUUCCCUACGGUUUCUCGCUUGGUACUUUCUAGACCUGAAGAUUCAAGGUGAGACCCAUGACAGCAUUGAGGAUGCCCGCACAGCACUUCAACUCUACCGGAAGUACCUGGAGCUGAGCAAGAAUGGCACUGAACCCGAGUCCUUCCACAAGGUGCUCAAGGGGCUUUAUGAGAAGGGCCGGAAGAUGGACUGGAAGGUGCCUGAGCCUGAAAGCCAGACAAGUCCCAAGAAUACAGCUGUCUUCCCCUCAGUGUUGGCACUCUGACCUGUCCUUGCCUGAGAGACAGCCUCUCCACUCGGGAACUGGAUCUGCUCAGGGCCUGCAGAUGGUGCUGUUCACAGAACUGGAAAGCAGCAAAACUGUCGCAGUGGGUCUGGAAGCCAGAGUCCCUCCUUAUCCUCUGCAAAGCCUAAACUGACCCAGGGGAAAAUACUAGGUAUUCUUUUUUGUUUUGUUUGCCUUUUUCAAGACAGGGUUUCUCUGUAGCAUUGGAGCCUGUCCUGGAACUCAACUUUGUGGUCCAGGCUGGCCUCAAACUCACAGAGAUUUGCCUGCCUCUGCCUCCCAAGUGCUGGGAUUAAAGGCCUGUACCACCACUGCCCAGCAAUACUUGGUAUUCUUAAUAAAUAUCCUGGAUUAUUGAUAUCUAAACAAAAAGCUCCUAGGAGUGAAGAGAUGGUUAAGGGCACUGGCUGCUCUUCCAGAGGUCCCGAAUUCAAGUCCCAGCAAUCAAUCUGGUGCCCUCUUCUGGUGUGCAGGCAUACAUGCAGGCAGAACACUGGAUCCAUAAUAAAUAAGUCUUUAAAAAAAAAAAAGCUCCUAGACUCAGAACUGAGUCCCCAGCCAGCUAGAGAACUGAAGUCCUUGAUGGUGCCGGUACAAGAGAUCCAGACAGCGCAAGCCUCCCGCUGGCUGACAGAUGAUGGCAAUGAUGGCUGGACAGACCAGCGUGUGGAAUCCUAAUGGGCCAAUCAAACCAGUGUGGAGGAAGCUGAGCUGACAAGUAUCUGUCUUCCAUACAUUCUAUCUUGAGUUUUGUUUUAUUUUUUAAGAAAAUUUGCUUAAAACGGCAUGUUUUAUAAAAUAAAAAUAUUUUUAUCUCAUU
Messenger RNA from Microtus oregoni (creeping vole), 4676 nucleotides. RefSeq names its product poly(A) specific ribonuclease subunit PAN2 (gene Pan2). The transcript is spliced from 26 exons. Gene Ontology annotation, biological process: nuclear-transcribed mRNA poly(A) tail shortening; mRNA processing. Gene Ontology annotation, molecular function: protein binding; poly(A)-specific ribonuclease activity; nucleic acid binding. Lineage: Eukaryota; Metazoa; Chordata; Mammalia; Rodentia; Cricetidae. Gene Ontology annotation, cellular component: P-body; PAN complex. The coding region runs from base 245 to 3835 and encodes 1196 amino acids. The record is from RefSeq and is a predicted model, not a curated record.